Messenger RNA from Plectropomus leopardus (leopard coralgrouper), 1641 nucleotides. The record is from RefSeq and is a predicted model, not a curated record. Lineage: Eukaryota; Metazoa; Chordata; Actinopteri; Perciformes; Serranidae.
AUGACAUCAUCAGGCCCCUCGUCCCCCCAGUGCCAGUUUUGUCCCGUCUCGUCCCUGAUUGGACGGACGCCCUGUCAGUCCUGUCGGUGGCCCCGCCUCCUGCUGUGUGUCUGGCUGUGGAUUGGUGGACAGGUGGUCCAGGUGAGCUCCUCCCACCAACACUUCCACCCCCACUCCAUAAAGAUCCCAGGUGACAUCACUCUGGGGGGGCUGUUCCCAAUCCACGCCCGUGGCCCCCAUGGCCGGCCCUGCGGCGAGCUGAAGAAGGAGAAGGGGAUCCACCGCAUGGAGGCCAUGUUGUACGCACUCGACCAGAUCAACAGCGACCCCGAGUUGCUGCCAAACAUUACGCUGGGUGCCCGAAUCCUAGACACCUGCUCCAGAGACACCUACGCUCUCGAACAGUCCCUCACCUUCGUCCAGGCGCUGAUCCAGAAAGACACAUCUGACAUCCGCUGCUCCAACGGAGAGCCGCCCGUCAUCCGGAAACCCGAGCGCGUGGUCGGUGUGAUCGGAGCGUCAGCCAGCUCGGUGUCCAUCAUGGUGGCCAACAUCCUCCGACUGUUUGAGAUCCCUCAGGUGAGCUACGCCUCGACGGCUCCGGAGCUCAGCGAUAAUAACCGUUAUGACUUCUUCUCUCGGGUGGUCCCUCCGGACUCAUACCAGGCGCAGGCCAUGCUGGACAUCGUCAAGGCUCUGGGCUGGAACUACGUGUCUACGCUGGCGUCCGAGGGAAACUACGGAGAGAGUGGCGUGGACGCCUUCAUGCAGAUCUCCAGAGAGGCCGGUGGGGUAUGUAUCGCUCAGUCGGUGAAGAUUCCUCGGGAGCCGACGGCCGGCGAGUUCGAUAAGGUUGUCCGGCGUCUGAUGGAGACGAGUAAUGCUCGCGGCGUGAUCAUCUUCGCCAACGAGGACGACAUCAAGCGUGUCCUCGAGGCGGCAAAGCGCGCUAACAUGACGGGUCACUUCCUGUUUGUGGGCUCAGACAGCUGGGGGGCAAAGAGUUCACCAAUCACAGAGCUGGAGGACGUCGCAGAGGGUGCCGUGACCAUCCUGCCUAAACGGGCGUCCAUAGACGGGUUCGAUCAGUACUUUACAUCUCGUUCUCUGGAGAAUAACCGCCGGAACAUCUGGUUCAACGAGUUCUGGGAGGACGACUUCAGGUGCAAACUGACGCGUCCUGGAAUCAAACUGGACCCUGACAAGAAGAAGUGCACAGGUGAGGAGAGGAUUGGUCAGGACUCGUCCUAUGAGCAGGAGGGGAAGGUUCAGUUUGUGAUCGACGCUGUCUAUGCCGUGGCCUACGCCCUGCACAGCAUGCACCUAGACCUGUGUCCCAGUAGCCCCGGCGUGUGCAGCAGCAUGGACCCUGUGGAAGGACGCCUGCUGCUGGACUACAUCCGAGCCGUCAACUUCAACGGAAGUGCGGGGACAACUGUCCUCUUCAAUGAGAAUGGAGAUGCUCCCGGUCGUUACGACAUCUUCCAGUUCCAGACGACCAAUCACAGCCAUCCUGGGUAUCAUGUGAUCGGCCAGUGGACCAAUAACCUGAGACUCAACUGUGAACAGGAGGGGGCCGAGCACACGGCCCUGGGGGCUCCAGUGAUGAGCACUGAUGUAGAGACUCUCUGGGGUCUGCAU